This is a messenger RNA of Loxodonta africana (African savanna elephant), 18109 nucleotides long. It is a transcript of the gene MTFR2, whose product is annotated as mitochondrial fission regulator 2. The coding region runs from base 13950 to 15023 and encodes 357 amino acids. Gene Ontology annotation, cellular component: mitochondrion. Gene Ontology annotation, biological process: aerobic respiration; mitochondrial fission. The transcript has 7 exons. The record is from RefSeq and is a predicted model, not a curated record. Lineage: Eukaryota; Metazoa; Chordata; Mammalia; Proboscidea; Elephantidae.
CUGCUAAAAUAGGGAACUUUGCAGCCAUGGUAUAAGGAUGGAGAAUCAUUAUUGCUGCUUUUCCUUUUUAAAUAUAGCCAAUUAAUAAUUUUUAAAAGCUGUCCAUCAUUAGUCUUUAUUCACAUUGAGUAAGAUCUGGUGUAAUUCUUACCAUGCCCUUUUAAGGUAUUUCAAAUAAGUGGACUAUUCCUCAACUUUAAACAAAACAUUUUCACAGAAAUUUAUGUACUAAGACAAAUUGACAAAUUUUAACUCAUACAAAUUACCCCUUUAAUGAAAACUUCAUUGGAGAAAUAAGAACUCUCUCUGUGUAUAUGUAUGCAUAAAAGGGCGUGAAAACCUUUGGUAGCUGAACUGUACUGGGCGAUCAACGCUAUUUAUAAACGUUUCCUACAUCAGAGUGUGCUCUUGUAUUAGGGGCCUUUAUUUGACCUUUUUAAGGGUAUACGCAGUUAUUUUUGUUUUUUCUUCUACAAGCUUACCGUUCAGAGGUUUCAAAUUGAAUUCCUUUGUGAUGUACCUUAAGUUUCAGUGUCCUUUGACAUCCAGGAAGAGUACAGAGACUCCUCUGAAUCGAUGAAGUUGCUAAAUAGGUGAGGCAAGUGAAAUAAACUUUCUUGUUACGGGUUUGUAUUUGGCUAGACUCAAGUCUCCGAGAACAUGCCUUGACAAAGUUAUAUAAAAAGAAAAUGAGUAUUUUAUAUAGAGAAGUACCUGUCACAUACCGUUAGGGUUCUCACAUAGGUGAAAUUAUGGGUGUUAAAUCUGAUCGUUCAUGUUGUUGAGGUAAACAUUAAAAUUUUAGGAGCCUGUUUUAAAUAUGGUUUGUUAGUGCACUUGAACUUUUUAGGGUUCAUGAAUGUAUGGAAGUUAGUUGUAUUUCAUUGUCUAACUCCAAAGCCUUUGGUAUAGUGUUGAUUUGUGAGUGGAUUCCAAAAUGAUGAUUUAGCGUAUAUCAGUUAUCCUAACGAGGCCAAAGUUGUAUUUUUAAUUAGAGGUGCUAGUUUCUUUAUGAAGUCCCUGAGUGGCACAUACGGUUCAGUGCAUGGCUACUAACCAAAACCAUGAAUCCACCCAGGGGCACCUUGAAAGUCUGACAGUCUACAUCUGAAAGGUCACAGACAUUGAAAACCCCAUGGAACACAAUUCUCUGAAACACAGGGUUGGCAUGAGUAGCAAUCAACUUGACGGCAACCGGGAAGAAAAAACUGGAAAGUUAUAUUGUUACCACAGUACCAUAGCCUUUAAAAAAAGGUUCCAUGGUUAGUAUAGGACAGUACUUCACUACCAUUACUGGAAAAGAGAGUCAAAUAAUGCAUAUGAAGUGUUUAAAUGAUCAUUGCUAUGAACAUUUUUAGGUGUUUUAUUUUUACAUCAGUGAACGGUUUUGCAGCAGUUUUAAAAUGAGGGUAAUCUUGAUUCUUGCCGGUAGAAAAGAGUUGAACAAGUGGGCUUAAAUGCUGUUAUUCCGUCCUCAAUCAAAAUUGGAUUUUUCUUAAUCUCUUGGGGCCCCCGCAUCUUCCUGACUCAAUAAAAAUGAGACCUCCCUUUAAGAAGAACAGAUGAUGGUAUACCUUACAAUUAGGUGAUGUGAAAAGAUUGGCACUCAGAGCAUGAACUGUGUGAUUGGCAAUGGUAACUUGAAACUAUUGAAGUAGUUGCGAAUUUCAAGGAACCCAAAGAGCCACAAUAAAGAAUAUGACUCUCCAGAAGAGUGGUUUCCUUACAACUUUAGUCCUCCUUCAACUGUGGAAGAUAGUUCCGUUUCCUCUUAUUUGUACUAGAAAGGAAAAACUCAACACUUUUUUUCCUGAAAGCUUCCAGAGUACUUGUAAGGCUGCCAUGGGGAUAUGUAAAUACAGUUGAUCUUUUUAAAGUCGCAUACCAUCACCACACUCAUGCAUAAGAAUAUAAUAAAGUACAAAAGUUAACAACAGUUAAUGCCAAUAUACAGUUAUCAAAAUGAGUUGCAGAAAUAGGUGGAGUCAUUUUUACUUAACAUGAACUGAGAAGUCCAUAUUCUGAGUACUCUAGAAAAGUUCAAGUACUGCAGUGAGGGAAUUUUCCAGCUGUGGGAAAUGACCAUUUAUCUUUAAGAUUUAAUUUGAACUUUUAAAUUCAAUUGGAAAAUAGAACUGGAGUGGAAAACUGAUAGUUUUUUAUUUGAAAGGAAAAGAACACAAUGAUUUAUCGUAAAAUACGUUGUGGUAUUGCGGUAAUAGACUGCUUUUCAAAGUCUAUUUUGUUUCCGUUGAUACCAUCUUCCAAACUUAAACAUGUAUGAUAUUUGUCCUUUCCAAACAGUCAGGCUCAGGAGGAGGACUUAAUUCUACAGCUCUAAGAUUUCUGGAAUCCCAACUUUUAGAUACAGAACUCCAGUCGCAGUGUGGGGAGAUAAGUGUUUAGGAAGAAAUGACAAUGUAACUGUUAGGGAUGUCUGUAUAUCUGUAGGCCUUACCCUUUUUCGAGUGAGUUAGGCUAGAAAUAAUCAGGAAUAUGCAUGACACGGUUUCCCGUAGUAACUGCCUGGUACUUCUAAAGAUUAAAUGUGUGCACUGGUUCUCCCCUACCUGACCGUCUAAUUCAUUCAGGAUGUAUAAGCCUGUCUUUAAAUGUCAGCACAUCAUUUAUAUGAUGUUGAGACAUACCUCUCUCUUCUAAACACUGAUUGGGAAAUAUCCAAAUUUAAGAAACUGUUUCUUUAGGUACAUGUUAUGUUGUCUGUCAUUAAAAAAAAAAAAUGUAUAUAUAUAAUUUUCUGGUAGUCUUAAAAACUGUCAGUCCUACACUCUCUUAACACUAGAAAUGAACAGAUCGAUUCAUGGCCACACAUGUGCAGAGAAUAACUGUAUAAGGUUUUCAAGGCUCUGGCCUUUCUUAAGCAGAUCGCUAGAGCUGUCUUUGGAGGCGCCUCUGGGUGGGUGAGUUUGAACCUUUUAACUAGUCUAACACUUAACUGUGCCACUCUGGACUCCUAAGGAAAAAGAGCAGAACCAUAAUGAAAAAUGGUAUAAUGGGCUGAAAAGAAAACUCAGUCGUGCCUGGCUAAGUAAUACCCAGGAGCAUCACUGUAUGGCAGCACUACAUAGAAACACAGUGUUAAUCCUGACUCAGAAAAGGAUUGGUUGAAAAUGUGUGAUUAAUAAAAAUUUUCUUAAAGUUCCAGAGGUUAAAGCGUUAAACACAAGUCUUGGAAAAUCUAUUCUGAUACCUCAGACCGUCCCAGUAAUGAAUCUACUUAAAAAUUCAUCAAGGAAUAUGACUACUACCUCACUGUGGAAAAAUCAGUUCCACUUUUCACUUUUGUAACACCAAAUGUGAGGAUCAAAUCUAUGCAAUCUAGUAAGAGUUCUCUUCCACUGUGUUCUGGUAACAACUGCACAUGGAAUACUUUUUUCUCUGAUUGUAACCACCAGGAGUUAGACCUCACAAGGGCUACAGUCUUCCAGACUGCCAAAUCUACCAGAGGCCCCACGCCACUGCAAGCUUGAGAGUGGCCACUGACACCGUUUCUGGCCUGCCGGCUAUAAAUUUGGGGAUCCCCAGGCUCCCCCUCACUUCCAACCCGCUAACUACAAAAUCGCGAUUUCCUUCUACCCACACAAGAUACCAGCUCAGGAUCCCCAGGCCUCCACUUCUGAUCUGCUGGCUCCCACUACUCCCUCGAGUUUGAUACUUUGUUAGAAUGACUCACAGAACUCAUGCAAAGUGCUAAAAUGAUGACUUUUUUUUUUUAAAUAGGAAAAAGGAUACAAAUGAGACUUACAGGGUGAGGUCUGGGUUCCCAACUCAGAGCUUUCAUGCCCCAACAGGCUACCCUUCCAAAGAGCUUCUCUGUCCAGAGUCUUUACUGGGGCCGCAUUGCAUGAUAAUCUGCUGGUAAUCACGACAUCAGCUAGGCACCUUAUUAGCAUAAACUCAGGUGUGGUCUGGAGGCCUCAAGAGACACUUCAAUGGCUGGGAAAAUUCCAAGGUUUCGGAGUUUUUCUUAGGAACACAGGACAAAGACCAAGUUACUGUUUUUUUUUUUUUUUUUUGAUGUAUUUGUUGUGCUUUAGGUGAAAGUUUACAGAUCAAGUCAGUCUCUCAUACAAAAAGCCAUACACACCCUGCAGUGCACUCCCAGCUGCUCUCCCCUUAGUGAGACAGCAUAUUCCUCUUUUCCACCCUGUAUUCCUUGUGUCCAUUCAACCAGCUCCUGCCCCCUUUUACUUCUCAUCUCGCCACCAGACAGGAGUCACCCACAUAGUCUCAUGUGUCCACUUGAGCCACGAUGUUAACUCCUCACCAGCAUCAUUGUCUGUCUCAUAGUCCAGGUCAAUCCCUCUCCAUAGAGUUGGUUUCAGGAAUGGUUCCAAUCUUGGGCUAUCAAAGGGUCUGGGGUCCAUGACUGUCAGGGUCCCUCCGGUCUCAGACCAUUAAGCCUGUGUUUUUAUGAAAAUUUAAGAUCUGCAUCCCACUGUUCUCCUGCUCCAUCAGGGAUUCUCUGUUGUGUUCCCUGUCAGGGCUGAGACUGGUGAUAGCUGGACACCAUCAAGUUCUGGUUUCAGGCUGAUGGAGUCUCUGGUUUAUGUGCCCCUUUCUGUCUCGUGGGCUCAUAUUUAUCUGUGUCUUAGGUUUUCUUCAUUCUCCUUUGCUCCAGGUGGGUUGAGGCCGAUUGAUGCAUCUUAGAUGGCCACUUGCUAGCACUUAAGACCCCAGACACCUCUCACCAAAGUGGAAUAUAGAACAUUUUCUUAAAACAUUUUGUUACGCCAAUUGACCUAGAUGCAAAGACCAAAUUCUUGAGGUAAAGUUAAAUGUAAACCCCACACUCAGAAGAGGGAUUUCAAGAAUAAAACUUUUGGAAUUUCUGGCAUAAGAUGUCAUAAGGCACAGGAAGAUAAGAUACCGGAGAAUCGCUCAGUGAAAGAUAGAUGAAUACGAAUCUGAAAGUUAAGUAACUUUCAGUGCUAUCAUUAAUUCCUAACUAUGAACAAACCUUUUAAGUUUGUUUUAAAUACUAAGUUUUAAAUAUCACUUUUUCCUCAAAUUCUCCAGUUUAUUAUACGAAUUUCUCUUGCUACUUCACAAUUAGAAUACUCCAAAAGAUAACUGCAAACUUAAAUAAUGGCGGGGAGGGGGACUAGCUGUCUUUGAGUGGAUUCCAACUCAUAGCAACCCUAUAAAACAGAGUAGAAAUGCCCCACAGGGUUUCUGAGGCUGUAAAUCUUUGUAUGGAAGCAGACUAUAGAAGGGCAAAAAUUCUGAAGGUACUUUGUGAAUGAUAAGUUUUGUUUUAUUAGUGCAUCCUGAAAAAGGCUUCAGUAGCUGCUUCCAAGUCCCAUGUUUCAAGGAAUUUUUCUAUUCUGGUCCUAUUUAUUAUGUCCUCUGCUUGAUAUGGAAUGGGAGGAGGCUAUAACAUCGGGAUUCAUUCACCUGCUAGGGCAAAAGGGGAGGGAUGAGAAACUUGAGAACACUGGGUCUUCCAUGUAGGAUUGCUGAUAUAUUUGCCUUUUUUUGUGUUGUCCAUCACUCACUGCCCCUACUUUCAUCCUUACCCAGCUCAAACUACAGGCCCAUCCGAAACCCAAAGGGUCAUUCUUGUUUCCUAAAUUUUAUUGUUGUUCGAGAAUAUACACAGCAAAACAUACACCAAUUCAGUAACACUGAUUACCAUCUUAGAGUUGUGCAACCAUUCUCACCCUCCUUUUCUGAGUUGUUCUUCCCCCAUUAACAUAAACUCACUGGCUUCUAAGAUUUCUGUCUAAUCUUUCAAGUUGCUGUUGUCAAUUUGAUCCCAUAUAGAUAAUUCUUAAAAGAGCAUAAUGCUCAAGGCAGAUUUUUUUUUUUUUUUUACCAGUUAAAGUAUUGUUCAGUUUUAAGAAGACUUUAGGGGAUAUUGUUGUUGUUAGGUGUCAUCGAAUUGGUUCCGACUCAUAGCAACUGUACGCGCAACAGAAUGAAACACUGCCCGGUUCUGCACCACCCUCACGAUCAUUAUGUUUGAACCCAUUGUUGCAGCCACUGUGUCAAUCCAUCUCAUCAAGGGUCUUCCUCUUUUUCGCCAACCCUCUACCGAGCAUGAUGUUCUGAUAACAUGUCCAAAUUACGUGAGACCAAGUCUCACCAUCCUCACUUCCCAGGAGCGCUCUGGCUGUAUUUCUUCCCAGGUAGACCUGUUCAUUUUUCUGGCUGUACACGGUAUAUUCAGUAUUCUUUGUCAACAUCAUAAUCCAAAGGCAUCAAUUCUUUCGUUUUCCUUAUUUAUCGUCCAGCUUUCACAUGCCUGUGAGGCAAUUGAAAAUAUCAUGGCUCGGGUUAGGUGCACCUUUGCUUUUUAACACUUUGAAGAGAUCUUGCAGCAGGUUUGCCCAAUGCAAUAUGUCGUUUGAUUUGAUUUCCUGAUUGCUGUUUUCAUGGGUAUUGAUUGUGGAUCCAAGUAAAUAGAAAUCCUUGACGAUAUCAAUCUUUUCUCCAUUUAUCAUGAUGUUGCUUAUUGGUCCAGUUGUCAGGAAUUUUUUUUUUUUUUCUUUUUUUUUAUGGUCCCCACAGCCCUCAGCCCAGUAAUUCAGUCCCUCAGGGAGUUUGGAUGUGUCUAUGGAGCUUUUUAUGGAGCUUACAUGACCUUGCCUUGUACAAGUUGUACUGGCUUCCCCAUUAUUGUGUAUUGUCUUACCUGUCACUAAAGUUACCACUUAUCUACUGUCUAUUUAGUGUUUUUCCAACCCCACUCUUUCCCUCCCUCGUAACCAUCAAAGAUUGUUUCUUUUUGUGUGUAAACCUUUUCAUGAGUUUUUACACUAAUGGUCUUAUACAAUAUUUGUCCUUUUCUGAUUGACUUAUUUCACUUAGCAUAAUGCCCUCCAGAUUCAUCCAUGUUGUGAGAUACUUUGCAGAUGGAUCAUUGUUCUUUAUCAUUGUAUAGUACUCCAUUGUGUAUACGUACCAUAGUUUGUUUAUCCAGUUAACAUUUAUUUUCUGUUUUUGUGAUUCAUGCCAGUAAUGUCGGGUGAGAUGGUAUGUCAUUGUGGUUUUGAUUUGCAUUUCUCUAAUGGCUAGUGAUCGAGAGCAUUUCCUCAAGUGUCUGUUAGCUGCUUGAAUGUCUUCUUUGGUGAAGUAUCUGUUCAUUUCCUUUGCCCAUUUUUUAAUUGGAUUAUUCGUCUUUUUGUUGUAGAGGUAUUGGAUUUUCACGCAGAUUUUAGAGACCAGAGCUUUGUUGAAUUUGCCAUAGCCCCCAAAUUUUCUCAUUCCCUUUGGUGAAGUCUUUUGAUGAGCCUAAGUGUUUAAUUUUUAGAAGAUCCCAGUUAUCUAGCUUGUCUACUGGAGUUUGUGUGUUGUUAGUUAUGGUUUGUAUCCUGUUAAUGCUGUGUAUUAGGGCCUCUAGGGUUGCUCCUAUUUUUUCAUCUAUGAUCUUUAGAGUUUUUGGUUUUAUAUUUAAGUCUUUGGUCCAUUUUGAAUUUGUUUUUGUGUAUGGUAUGAGGUAUGGGUUCUGUUUCAUUUUUUUGCAGAUGGACAUCCAGUUUUGCCAGCACCUUUUGUUAAAAAGACUGUGUUUUCCCCUAUUUGAUGAACCUCGGGCCCUUGUUGAAGAUCAGGUAGGAUUUUUUUGUUUUCAUUAUGUUGAAGUAUAAUCCAUACUGAAGGCUGCAGUCUUUGAUCUUCAUUGCUAAGUGCUUCACAUCCUCUUCACUUUCAGCAAGCAAGGUUGUAUAAUCUGUGUAUUGCGGUUGUUGAUGAGUCUUUCACCAAUCCUGAUGCUACAUUCUUCAUAUAGUCCAGCUUCUCGGAUUAUUUGCUCAGCAUACUGAUUGAAUAAGUAUUGUGAAAGGAUUCAACCCUGAGGCACACCAACCAUGCAGUGGUAAAUCCCUGGCUUUGUUCGAACGACUGCCUCUUGGUCUAUGUACAGGUUCCUCCUGAGUACAAUUAAGUGUUCUAGAAUUCCCAUUCUUCAUAAUGUUUUCCAUAAUCUAUGAUCCACACAGUCGAGUGCCUUUGCAUAGUCAAUAAAACACAAGCAAACAUCUUUCUGGUAUUCUCUGCUUUCAGCCAGGAUCCAUCUGACAUCAGCAGUGAUAUCACUUGUUCCACAUCCUCUUCUGAAUCCAGCUUGAAUUUUUGGCAGGUCCCUGUCGAUGUACUGCUGCAAUCAUUCUUGAAUGAUCUUCAGCAAAAUUUUACUUGCUUGUGAUAUUAAUGAUAUUGUUUGAUAAUUUCCCCAGUCUGCUUUUAGAAUAAUUUUUGCAUUUCUGUUUUCCGGAUUCUUUAGGGGAUAGUAUUGGUUUAGGGUUUUAAGAUGAUCUCAGUGCAAUAGUUUCAGGGGUUUGUUCACCCUCCCUAGCUGUAGGAAGUCUGGAGUUCAUGAAUAUUUGAAAUUCUGUUCUGCAUUUUCCCCCUUUGGAUCAGGAUUCUUCUGUGGAAACUUUGAUCAAAAUAUUCAGUAAUGGUAGCCAGGCAGCCUCCAGUUCCUCUGGUCUCAUGGCAAAGGAGGCAGUUGCUCAUGGAGGCAAUUAAUCACAUAUUCCAUAUCCUCCGAUUCCUGACUCUCCUUCCUCUGUUGCUCCAAGUGAAUAGAGACCAACUGUUGUGACUUUGAUGACUGCUUGCACGUUUUUAAGACCCUAAGCACUAAAUGAACCCUGGUGGCAUAGUGGUUAAGAGCUAUGGCUGCUAACCAAAAGGUUGGCAGUUCAAAUCCACCAGGUGCUCUUUGGAAACUACGGGGCAGUUCUACUCUGUCCUAUAGGGUCGCUAUGAGUCGGAAUCGACUUGACGGCAGUGGGUUUUAAGCACUAAUCAAUGAAUUAGGAGGUAGAACAGAAGCACUAAACUAAUUAUUAGGCCAAUUAACUGGGAUGUCCCAUGAAACCAUGACCCUAAAUCUACAAACCAAGGAACAAAAUCCAUGAGUUUGGUUGUACAUUAGCAACCUCAGAGCAACACAUACUCUUUCUCUCUUUUUUGUCAUUGUGAGUAUAUCUAUCACACAACUUUUGCCAAUUCAACUUUUUACAGGUGUCUAACUCACAAUAAUUGGCUGUGCAACCCUACCCUUAAUGCUAUUUUUCCAUCACCAUUAACCCCUUUUCCCUCCACCCCCACCACUGGUAACCACUAAUAAACUUUGGUCUCUGUAUAUUUGCCUUGUCUUUUUAUAUAAGUAAGAUCAUACAGUAUUUGUCCUUUUGUGAUUGGCUUAUUUCACUCAGUAUAAUGUCUUUAAGCUCUAUCCAUACUGUAGCAUGUAUCAAGACUUCAUUUCUACUGGUUGAAUAGUAUUCAAUUGUGUGUAUGUACUACAUUUUGUUUAUCCAUUCAUCUGCUGAUGGGCAUUUAGGUUGCUUCCACCUUUUGGCUAUUGUGAAUAGUGCUGCAAUAAGUGUUGGUGUACAAGUCUCUUUUUGAGUUUCUGCUUUCUUUUGAGUAUAUACCUAGAAGUGAAAUUGUUGGGUCAUAUGGGAGUUCUAUUUUUAGUUUUUUGAGGAACCACCACACUUUUCCACAAUGACUGUGCCAUUUUGUAUUCCCACCAGCAGUGGGUAAGGGUUCCAAUUUUCCCACAUCCUCACCAACAUUUGUUAUUAUUAUUUGUAUCUAAGCCAUCCUGGUGAGAGUGAAAUGGUAUCUCAUUUUGGUUUUGAUUUCCAUCGCUCUGAUGGCUAAUGACACUGACCAUCUUUUCCUGUGUUUGGUGGCCAUUUGAAUGUCCUCCUUGCCUAUUUUAUGUUUGGGUUAUUUGUUGUUGUCAAACUUUUAUAUAUAUAUUGGUUAUUGGAUUCUUGUUGGAUAUAUGGUGCCUUAGUUAUCUAGUGCUAUAACAGAAAUACCACAAGUAGAUGGCUUUAACAAAGAGAAAUUUAUUUCCUCACAAUAAAGUAGGCUAAAAGCCCAAAUUCAGGGCAUCAGCUCGAGGGAAGGCUCUGGAGGAAGGUCCUUCUCAUCAAUCUUCCCCUGGAUGAGGAGCUUCUCUGCACAGGAACCCUGGGUCCAAAGGACAUGCUCUGCUCCCAGCACUGCUUUCCUGGUGGUAUAAGCUCCCCUGUCUUUCUGCUCAUUUCUCUCUUUUAUAUCCCAAAAGAAACUGGCUCAAGACACAGUCCAAUUCCGUAGAUUGAGUCCGGCCUCAUCAACACAGCUGCAGCUCAUCCUCCCUCACCGACAUAAUAGAGGCAGGAUUUACAACACAUUGGAAAAUCACAUCAGAUGACAAAAUGGUGGACAAUCACACAAUACUGGGAAUCAUGGCCCAGCCAAAUUGAUACACACAUUUUUGGGGGACAUAAUUCAAUCUAUAACAUGUGCUUUCCAAAGAUACUCUCCCAGUUGGUAGCUUGUCUUUUCACUGUUUUGGUAAAGCCUUUUGAUGAACAAAAGUUUUUAAUUUUUAUGACAUUCCAUUUACUUAUUUUGUCUUUUGCUGUUUGCGUUUUUUAUUAUAUUAAAUAAUCCAUUGUUAAAAGCUAGGCCGGACAGCAUUUCUUCUGCAUUUUCUUCUAAGAAUUUUGUGGUUUCAGUUUGCACAUUUAGGUCCUUAAUCCAUUUUGAAUUUGUUUUUGUGUAUGGUGUGAGGCAUGGGCCCUGUUACAUUUUUCUGCAUGAGGAAAUCCAAUUUUCCCAAAACCCUUUAUUGAAGAGACUCUUUUCCCAUCGAAUGGACUUAGCACCUGUCUUAGUCGUAUAGUGCUGCCAUAACAGAAAUACCACAAGUGGAUGGCUUUAACAAAGAGAAAUUUAUUUUCUCACAGUCUAGUAGGUUACAAGUCCAAAUUCAGGGGAAGGCUUUCUCUCUCUGUCGGCUCUGGAAAAAGGUCCUUGUCCUCAAUCUUCCCCCGGUCAAGGAGCUUCUCAGGCACAGGGACGCCAUGUCCAAAGGAAGUGUUCUGCUCCUGGUGCUGCUUUCUUGGUGGUAUGAGGUUCCCAACUCUCUGCUUGCUUCCCUUUCCUUUUAUCUAUUGAGAGAUAAAAGGUGGUGCAGGCCCCACCCCAGGGAAACUCCUUUACAUUGGAUCAGGGAAGUGACCUGAGGAAGGGUGGUGUUACAAUCCCAACAUAAUCCUCUUUAGCAUAAAUUAUAAUCACAAAAUGGAGGAUAGCCACACAAUACUGGGAAUCAUGGUCUAACCAAAUUGACAUUUUUCUGGGGACACAAUUCAAUCCAUGAUAGCACCCUCAUCAAAAAUCAUUAUAGAUGUGUAGGUUUAUUUCUGGAGUCUCAAUCCUUUUCCAUUGGUCCAUGUCUUAGUUAUUUUAGUGUUGCUAUAAUGGAAAUACCAGAAGUGGAUGGCUUUAACAAACAGAAAUUAAUUUUCUCACAGUUUAGUUGGCUAGAAGUCCAAAUUCAGAACACCUGGUCUAGGGGAAGGCUUUCUCUGUUGGCUCUGGAGGAAGACCCUUGUCUCUUCAGCUUCUGCUUCCUGGUUUCUUGGAGAUCUCCAUGUGUCUUGGCAUAUGUCUUCCCCUGCCUCUGCUUCUCUUUCUUGCUUGUUUAAUCUCUUUUAUUUCUCAAAAAAGAUUGAUUUAAAAUACACCCAACACUAAUUCUAUCUCAAUAACAUAACAAAGAUAACUCAUUCCCAAAUGGGGUUAGAACCACAGGCAUAGAAGUUAGGAUUUACAACAGUUAUUUUGGGGGGACACAAUUCAAUCCAUAACAGUUUGUGUUAUCUAUUGUUAUUCCAGUACCAAGUUGUUUUGAUUACUGUAGCUAUAUAGUAUGUUUCAAAAUAAAAAAUUGAGUCCUCCAGGGUGUCAUUCUUGAUUAUCUAUUUUCUCUCACUCCAUAUCCAAUUAUUUUGUGGAACAAAUAUUCAUUCAAUGCUUAUUAUACACCAGUCACUCUUCUAAAGCACUGGAAAUACAGCAUGAAUGAAAACAACGUUCCUGUUCUCUUACAAUGUAGUUUGGUGGUAGGGGGAGCAUAAAUAAAUGUGUUGAUUAGUAUUAUAAAGAAAAUAAAUCAGGGAAGAGAGUGAAGAGGGAUGCCAUUUAUAUAUGGUGUUCAGAGAAGCCUCUCUGAAGUCUCCAAUAGGAUGUAAACUCCAGGAGGGGACAAUUACCUGCCUUGCUCAUUACUGCCAUUUCCUGUGCUUCCAAAGGUGCAUGGCACACAGUAGACUUUCAGUAUUAGUUGAAUGGAUGAAUAAGUGAUGUGGACCACAGAGGAGCAGUUAAAAAUCCACUCAGUUUUUGUUAUGUAGGUCAUCAAAAGGCAUCAUUGAUCUUAAGUUGUCAUGUCACUCCAACGCACCUCUCCUCUUGAAAUACCAGAAGAGGAAGCCGUUGUCUUUCAUGACGCCAGUAAGUCACGUCAAAUCAGAAUUGAAAAUUGGGAAAUUACCACACUUUACUCAUUACUACCAUCCUCACCUAGGUCAGGGCAGUGUCCGUCCCACAUUUGGUAAAAAAGCCCGGGACAAAGGACUCCUCACUACUGCAAAGCUGCAAACCUUCGAGGGCAGUGCUUGGCUUCUGCUUGUCCCAAAGGCAUUUAAUAUAUAUUCGCUGAAUGAACUAGUGAAAGACCAAAAAAUAAAUCGUGACCCUCCGCAGCAUGAGAGCAGCCCCGCUUAGGGUCUGGGUUUACCGGGCGACACACUCUCCCUGGGAAGAGCCAUGUGGGUCACGAACUCGGGAACAAGGCCAGCCUUUGAGAGCAAGCGGAACCCUCAACCGGUGUCCUCCGCGUGUGUCAGCUCCGGCGCGACCUGCCCCGCCCAUUAGCUGCCUAUUGGCUUCUAUUGGCUGCCUCAUGAAAGACCCGCCCCCUCGGGGGAGGAGAAACGCGGCGAUCCCCCGCCGUCCUCCAACGACCAAUCAUAAGAAGCCACCUUCGGCUUUGUCCAACGAGAGCGGGCAAGGUCAUCCGACCCGCGGAGUUUGAUUUUCCCCCAGGACAACUUCUGAGUUCCGGGUACGCGGAGGCAGCGGGCCGAUCCCGGAAGGGAGGGCAAGUUCCUGGGGUAUCGGGAGGAGGGCAGCCGCGCCUCCCGCGGUGCUACCCCGGCUGAGCAGGGGGCUGCUGGACGAUCCCCGGGGACCACAUCGUGCCCUGGUUGGGCGUGGGUUCCCGCCUUUGCCCUGGGCGGGCGGCGGACGCCGGGACUAGCACACGCUGGGCUUCGACUGAUGAUUCGGAGACGGGCCCCUGUAACAGUAGCAGCUCGACGUCUUCGUGGUGACCGGGGCGCUCAGCUGUGGAGUAAGGUGAGCACGGCGACUGUGCUGGCUUUGGAGCGCCCCCGAGGAAGCUUGUGGGCAAAGCGAGGGACACGACCUGGGCACAGGUCACCGCUUGUUACUAAUGCGCAUCUAAGUCAGGUCCCCUGUCUGGGGUGCAGGUUCCUUUUCUUUCUUUGAGCGGAGAGGAAUGGGCGGUGUUGUUGAGGUUUUGAGUCGGGCCCCUGUCUGCUUCAAGGGUCUGCUGAACUCACCCGCUCCUAAGAGUCUCAGCCCUAAGUCUGAAACCUUCCCUGGUAAGUGUCUUAUCUACAGUUGAGUUGUUAAGUGUGUUGUUAGGUGCCGUCGAGUCGGUUCCGAUUCAUAGUGACCCUAUAAGGCUGGGUAGAACUGCCCUAUAGGGAAUCCAAGGAGCAGCUGUUGGAUUCGAACUGCCGACCUUUUCACCGCUAUGACACCACUACUUCGAUUUGUUAAUUAGGCUCCUUCGUAGCUUCAAACCCCCUAUGGACUUUUAAUGCAAUUUGACCAAUAAAUCGAAGUUUCUUUUACAAGCUCUUCCCCUCUUCUUUCCCUCUCCUCUUGACUUCCUUCAAAAUAGUGCUGUCCAAGAGAGAUUAGUUGAUGGAGAAAUGUGUAAUGAAAGGACUCUUUCGGGUUAUUUAGUACAUUUUAUGUGGCAUUUUUUUAUUAUCUUCAAGACUAAUGUUUUCUAAUUUUUAUUCCGAAGGUAUCAAGAAACUGAUAAUGUGUCCUUGAAUUUGCUCCUGCUUUUUUUUUUUGCUUCAUCAAUGUCUCUCAUAUUGAAUAUCUUAAGAGAGAUGCUGGACUACUUUGGUGUUCCCAUGGACCAGAUUUUGCCAAUUUGGGAAAAUAAAGAAUAUGGAUCGGCUCGAAGUAUUGUUCGCAUUAUUGGGAAAAUUCUUCCUUUAGAACCUUGUCCAAGGCCUAAUUUUGAGCUGAUCCCAGUCUUCAACUCUGUAGACUCUACUAACCGUGAAUCUAUAGUUCCAUCUUUUGCUGAUAUUUUGUGUGUGGCAAAUGAUGACGAAGCCAGCUCUCUCCGAUUUCGAAAUAGCAUAUGGAAAAAUGAAGAAGAGGAGAAAAUGGAAUUUUUCAAUCCUUUGGAACUAGUUUGUGACCCACUGUCAUCUGAUCUAAGACGUAACAAACCGAUAAAAAAUGAUCUACCUGUAAAUGAUGCCGCAAUUAAAAAAAUAGCUGCCCUUGAAGAUGAGCUAACAUUUCUUCGCUCCCAGAUUGCUGCAAUUGUGGAAAUGCAGGAACUGCGAAAAAGCGCACAUUCUGGCCUCUUUGACUUGAAUGGUGGGCCUAGUGGUUUGGGCCAAGUGGCAUCACCAGAGACUGCUCAGCUGAGGGUUGAAGCCGAUCAGUUUUCAAGUGUUGUGCUUCCCUGUCCUCCUCCACCACCGCUUCCUCCUCAGCCUUCUCUCCAGGCCCCACGUUCUCCUACUGUACAGCCAGGAUCUAAUGUUCGUGAACAGGACAGUUCAGCAACUGAAAUGAAAAAACAGCACACAGGUGCCAGUAAAACUAAUUACAGCCAUCAUGCAAAAAACCAGAGAAAUAAAGAUGUUCCAAAUAUGUUGGAUGUUCUAAAGGAAAUGAAUCAAGUUAAGCUCCGUGCUAUUGAACGGUCACCUGGAGGUAGACCCGUUCAUAAGAGGAAAAGACAAAAUUCACAAUGGGACCCAGUGUCUUUAAUAUCUCAUGCACUUAAGCAGAAAUUUGCAUUCCGAGAAGAUGAUUCCUUUGAGAAAGAAAAUAGGUCUUGGGAGUCUUCUCCAUUUUCUAGUCCAGAAACUUCAAGGUUUGGACAUCAUGCUUCGUAUUCAGGACAGUGAAGGAAACGAAGAACUGAUAAACACAGAAGUUGUUGACCAAGUUAUCAACAAUGAGAGCCGGGUGUACACUUAGAAAGAUUGUGGACAUAUACUGGCGUGUUUUUUUGCUGCAUUUAAAGGAUCUUGUCCUCUGUGGACAGUUAAAUGAAGUCUCUGCACUGGGAUACAUUAGUACAGAGGUUUUGACUCUUUAGAAUACUUGUCUCUGUUUUUGGAAGAUCCCUGGCUACUUAUGGUAGUUAGGCGUAUGGACUUUUAAAAAAUCUAGGUUAAUAUUAUUUAAAGCUGAAUAUGCACAUGGAAUGAUUUUCCUAAGAGCUGAAUAUUAAAUGACUUAAUGUUUUUCAUUAGAGAACAAUAGGGUAUCAGAAACCAUUUUAAUGAAUUAAAGAAUUAAUGAAAACUAAGUCUGUCUUGUACUGCUCAGAAAUGAUAGGAUGUUUAGAUUCUUUAGCAAUUUCUUAAAGCAAUUGUGACCUCCUAAUUUAAGAGGCUUUAUGUCUUUUAAAAAUUGGUAGCUUUUUCGGCUUCAAGCAACUUGGAGAUUUUCAAAGAAGCUAAAAUUAUAAUUUCUUUAUUAAAAUAGUCAUAAUUUGAAUCACAUAGGUUAAGCCUCCUAAAAAUUCUUCCUGAGAUGUUAAAGGUUCUUAUUUGUAGAAACCGAUUUUGCCUGUUAAAUGCUAGAAGUAGAAGUAUUUAAAGAAUCUUCUUCUUGACCAAUUUUGUCUACACUCGUGAUAUAAAUAUAUAUGCAUAUCAUUAUUUUUGUAAAUAAUAAUAGUAGCAUGUAAAAUAAAUGUGUCUUUUGAACUUGGCUGUGUUUGGUUGCAACUGAAAUUCAUGUUUGCUCUGUACUAUUUAAUUCAUAAAGUCUGAAUUUUUUGAGAGUUCUGUAGGUAGUUUCUUGGGUUAUACAAGUGAAAAACACAUAAGUUCGGAAUAGAUAUUCUCUUUCCCUCUUUCAUAUUCUAACGUGAUACUGAAAUUUUCAUGUUUCCCUAGACCCAUUAGCCUUUGCACUGACUGGUCUGGGAGGUUAAGUAACCAUUUUAAUCGACUCGGCACGCACCCAUUUUGCCAGUCUCUACCCUUUCAUAAAAACCCAGGUUGCCCACAGGUUUCCUGUUGCUGUGGCAGAGGGUUGGUUGCCUGGCCCACCUCCAUUUCUCUCCUCUCUCUCUGGCCACCUUCCAGUUAGGGGUGGGCAUGUAGCAGCCAUGUUGUGACCAUGAGGAAAAGGGCUUUGAAUCAUACAGAGCUGUGAACCGUGACCUGACUGAGCCUCUGAAGCAAUGCCAGCAAGAGCUCUCUCCAGACUUAUAUGAGAAACAUACCUUGUGGAUUUUCUGUUGCUUGCAGCCCAAAGCAUUCAUAAUAUAACCAAUAUAGUAUUGUAGUUUUUAUGACUGCGUAUUUUUCCUACUGUGGUUGUUUUCAGAUACUUCUUAUCCUGUUGUUGUUAGGUGCCGUCAAGUCAGUUCCAACUCAUAGUGACCCUAUGUACCACAGAACAAAACACUGCCCAGUCCCGCGCCAUCCUCACAUUGUUAUGCUUGAGCCCAUUGUUGCAGCCACUGUAUCAAUGCAUCUCAUUGAGGGUCUUCUUCUUUUCCACAGACCCUGUACUUUACCAAGGAUGAUGUCCUUCCCCAGGGACUGAUCCCUCCUGACAUGUCCCAAGUAUGUAUCCUACUGCAAUACUUUGUUCUGGUGAUUGUUCCUACCCCUUGUAUACGUUCCUCUCAUCUUGUCUUUCCUCAUCUUUCAUUGUCUUUGGAAGAAUUUUUUUCUCCUGAAACAACUGCUUUUUAGGGGUCUGACCUCCAAGGUAGUCUUGCAUUUUCAGUUGUCUUUUUAAAUUCUGUAUACAAAAAUGUGUAACCAAACCUGCCCCGCCCCUCCCAGUAGAAACCUUUGGAAGAUACCAUUCUGUGCUGAGAGAAGUGUAUUUCUUGACAAAGAGCAAGUUGAUAUUUUAGGGGAGGGGGGCGGCUAUUCUUUUUUUCUUUUGUACUACAGAAUAAAUUUCUUGCCUCUCAAAAGUACAUUUCAGCGCCAUUAUGCACUGGGACUGAGUUGACCUUGGGCUCGCCUCUGUUUAGAAGUAUGACUCCUGCUGUCCUGGGAGACAUGACUACAUGCCCUAAAAUUCCCUACAAGAAGCCUCCAAAUGGCCUAAGCUGGGGCAUCUGAUGACUGCUGUUCCUACUGUAGAGUCCUGAGGGAUGGGGAUUCAGUUUAAGUCCCCAUCGUGAACCUCAUACCUAAAUCCUCUUCAAAAAACUUGGUGCAGAACCGGGCAGCAUUACGUUCUAUUGUACAUAAGGUCACCAUGACUCGACAGCAACUAACAAAAACAUUUAUAAAAUUUAUGUUUGGUUACUUUUUAAAGUUGUCUAAAUAUACCACAAAUGCUGAAACUGUUUCUCUUCUUGCAAGUUAUAUAUGUGAGUUUAAUUUUCCUGACUCUAAAACGUUAAUUCUCACACUCGCCCUAGAAGACUCCCUCCCCUCUUCUCCAUCUCCCUCAGAUGCCCUAGUUAAUCCCUAUAAAGCUAAUAAGGCAUCAGGGCAAAGGCAUUUGACAAAGCAUUCUAAUACUAUUUUGUAUUUGGAAAAAUUAAAAAAAUUGGCUUUAUAAUACGACUUUAGAAGGCUAAUGCCGUUCUAAAUCUUGACUGGUGGAGCCAGGUAGGUGAUAGCAGUGGUUUUCAAGGGAAGGAGGGGGGGCGCGACUUCCCAGCAGUGUAGCAGAAUCUGAAGGGGCCCCCAAGUUGAAAACAGUGGUUCCUUUUGGUGGCAUGGCACUAUUAUGGGGUGGGAGUAUCAACAGGUCUAACUUUUACCGUAAGAAUAUAUUUGUGCUUUAAUUAUGAAAUCUAAACAAUUAGAUUGGAAGAAAACUAGCCAUUUACAUGGAGGAUAAUUUAGAGGGUAGCAAGGGGGAAAGAGGAUUUUAAACAAGUUUUUCUGGGUAUUAGGCACGGACUCACGUCUGAUUGGAGAGGUUAAGAAUACAAUUGGAUUUGUUUUCAGUUACUGGAAAAAAAAAAAAAGGGUUGUGGGAGUAAAGUGUAAGAUUUUUA